Rhinocladiella mackenziei CBS 650.93 is the source of this 3549-nucleotide messenger RNA. RefSeq lists its product as uncharacterized. The coding region runs from base 1 to 3549 and encodes 1182 amino acids. The record is from RefSeq and is a predicted model, not a curated record. Lineage: Eukaryota; Fungi; Ascomycota; Eurotiomycetes; Chaetothyriales; Herpotrichiellaceae. Gene Ontology annotation, cellular component: fungal-type vacuole membrane; cytoplasm. The transcript has 2 exons. Gene Ontology annotation, biological process: autophagy; endosomal vesicle fusion; vesicle-mediated transport.
AUGGACGCCUUUGUUCAACAUGAUCAACGACCAGCCAAAAGACCAAGGCUGUCCCCGCCUGAACCAGGCUCAUAUGUUCUCCGCAACGUCCUGGACGAUAUUCCGUUGGCGACUGAGGAUGGAAAUACACAAGUGUCAAUUACUUGUGUAGAAUACUGGAACAACAAUUUAUAUAUUGGAACCUCGGCGGCCGAAAUUCUCCAUCUUGUUUCGAUCACCUCCGAUCAGGACGACGACAAUGCUCCUUCUACAUUUAUCCUCGCUUCUCGAUUGCAACCCAGUGGCCAUGCCGCGUCGACAGAAUCUCCAACCACCCCGGGUAUUCAACAGAUCCUCGUCCUUCCCGGACCAUUAAAAGCCUGCGUCCUCUGCAAUGGAGUCGUAUCUUUCUACUCCUUGCCCGAGUGUAGUCCAGCAUUUCCUAAUAGGGAGCCUACUGGUGUCCAGUGGAUCGGGGGCAUUGAUGAAAACCAGGACAAGGAAAAUCCAGAGGGUCCGGUGGUUAUGAUUGCAAACUCAAGAAGAAUCCUGCUUGUCCGCGUCGGUGAGAAGCUGAGACCGAUCAAAAAUAACAUUGAAUAUCCAGGCUGUCUCCGGUCAAGCAGGCGAGAGACAAUUGCAUGUGUGGCCGAUGACACGAGUUAUGCUCUGUUGGAUGUUGAACACCAACAGAAGAUCCCUCUAUUUCCCAUUUCCUCACAAGCGUCAGAAGAAGACGACUCCAUCAACGAGGGUGGAGGAAGAUCCCUUGUUCGCUCUGCUCCUCCCGUUGACUCAGGGGGUCAUGGCAGAAGCACCAGCAUGGGAAAUUUGAUCACCCCGACUCAGGGCGGACGAGAGAGCUCUCAAGGAUUGCAUGUCGAAUCCUCAAAUAGCGACCAGUUCACAUCUCCCACUCCGAAUUCGCCAUAUUUAGACCCCAGUAGCAACGAGACCGAGCGACCCAAGGCUAGGCCUCGUGCUUCCACUGAAUCCCUCCCGACGAAGUCGAAUGUCAAUACUACUGACCAGCAAAGCUUGAAGCGUCUCAGGCCUCACAUUCUCUCACCAUUUCCAACCGAGUUCAUGUUAACUACCGGCACCAGUGAAUCGGAACCGGGCGUGGGGAUGUUUGUCAAUUUGGAUGGCGACGUUGUGCGAGGCACCAUUGAAUUUGAAAUUUAUCCGGAAGAUCUGCUGGUUGACAAUUUUUGGACCCCCGAAAACGCGGGUGCGCCUAUCGCUGAAGAUGAAGGCCAAAUUGUUGUCGCUCUGCUCAAGGAGGCCCGAGAAGGCACCACGGAACGGAAGUUGGAAAUCCAACCGGUGGAGAACGCGUCUGAGUUGACUCACCCACGCACCCUCGUGGACAUUCCGUCCGAUACGAUGGCGAAACCUUAUGGUGGCUUGACACACACAUUGAGCACUCAUCGUCAUUACUUCCAAAUUGUCGGGGAGCUUCUGCAACUUGUACCAUUAUCAAUCAACUCCUUGGGAAAUCUUCGUGACCAUCACGAUGACGACCCAAGGACUCAAUCCGCGGUGGAACAAUUGGAGCAAGAACGAGCCUUGUUCGAUAGCCAAUCUUUGUCAACUCCAGUAGAGCCUUCUCUUGAACUCGUCAGCAAACGUGCUGCAGAGGAAACGAAACUAGCUGGUCGAUUCGGACGAGCGCUUACCCGAAACAUCGUGUGGCAUGGAAAACAAUUGUUAAUGAUUCUCCAAAAUCCUCUGAUCUCACAGUUAGAAUAUCGCCUGAGGCAGCAUAUGGUUGACAGCCAGCCUGAAAGCGUCAAACCAGGUCAGAUCUUUGGUUUUUUGGCCAGCAUUCAUGGUCGAGAGCCGAAAGACGAGACGGAAUUCUUGACGCUGAAUUAUAUUAGACAAAAGGCAAGCCUGAUAUUGUUUUUACAUCUCGAAACUCAAUUCUCCGCUGCUUCAAGCCUCGAAGAUAUGUUCAGAGCGGUCGAAAAUACCCUCCACGAUGGAGGAAUCGAUCCCCGGAUUGUUCUUCUUUUGGCACCUCCCCUUUCGUCCGAAGUAUUAUACGGACCGGAAGGUAUAUGGCUUCAUCAGGGAAUGGCCGAUCUGCUGAGCACCUUUAAACCUCCAAUUUCGAAUUUCGAGGACGCACCCGUUGAAUUUUGGAUGAUGAUCCGACAUUUUCUCAUGCUAUGGCAGGAAAAACGUGGAUAUGGUAGCAUUACGGAUGAAAAGAAUGUGUUUGAUUCUGUCGAUGCUGCACUCCUUCAUGUUCUACUUCAUCUCGAUCAAGUUCUCCCGGCGGACAGUCCUGCUCAAAAAUCAGUCAGGACCAAAUUGAAUAACGUGGUCGACCAUUGGAAGGGUGAUUUCGAUCGAGCAACUUUGCUCUUGGAAAGAUAUGAUCGUCUUUUCGUUCUAAGUCGACUUUAUCAGAGUAAGAAGCAAGCUCGCGAUGUUCUGGGAACCUGGAAGCGAAUUAUCAAUGGAGAAAAAGAUGUCGACUACGGGUCCAACGCCGGAUACAUUGAAGCCCAGCUGAGACGGUAUUUGACAGUCAUUCGGGACGCCGAUCUGGUUCAGGACUAUGCUCUGUGGCUUGCUCAGCGCAACCCGGAGCUUGCUGUUCAGAUCUUCGCAGAUGACAAUGCACGUGUCAAAUUCAGCCCUCAGCAAGUGGUUCCGCUCCUCAAAGAACAAGCACCCGGAGCGGUCCAACAAUAUUUGGAGCAUUUGGUAUUCGGCAAACAUCUCGAUAAGUACGCCGAUGACCUGAUCGGAUACUAUCUUGACUCUGUCCUGACUGUUCUGGAGAAGUCGGCAGCAGCUCGAACAUCACUGGCAGAGAGUUAUUCAACCUACCGCGCUCUCGAGUCUCCCAAGCCCACGUAUCUGGAUUUCAUCAACCAAAAUGCUCCAGCAGAGACAUGGUGGCAGUCGCGACUACGUUUGCUCCAGCUUCUGGGUAGUGGUGCAUAUUCAUCGCGCGGCGAUGCAAGCAAAGACCUAGCUUAUUCGGUCCCAAUGGUCUUGGAGCGAAUGGCCCCAUUUUCCUCCUACCUCGUUUCCGAAUCAAUCAUCCUCGAUGCUCGGCAAGGACGACAUAAAGAGGCCUUGCGUCUGUUGACCCACGGUCUGGGCGAUUUUGACACCGCAACACGAUAUUGCUACUUUGGCGGUCCGGCACCUGCAUACCCCCAGACCAUCGACGCCAGUGCAUUACCAUCAAGGGAAGUGCAGCGAGAGCUUUUUGAUUUCCUGUUCCAUGAGUUCCUUGUCAUCGAAGACGUAGAGGAGCGCCUUGAGCGCACAAGUCACCUUCUCGGCAAGUUCACUACUUUCUUUGAUCCGCUUGCGAUCCUCCAGGACAUCCCGGAUGAUUGGAGUGUCAGGAUGCUGUCGGAAUUUCUGCUCAGGGUUUUCCGCGCCGCCACCACCGAAAGGAACCAAGCGGUGAUAAUCAAGGCGCUGAGCGCGGCGCAGAAUCUGCAGAAACAAGUCGAAUUCAUCGAUGUUUGCGAGAAGAUGGGUGCACGGUUUGACCGAGGCCAAAGUGCAUCUCCGUCAAUUGAAGUUGACGGUAACUGA